Messenger RNA from Cladophialophora carrionii CBS 160.54, 1050 nucleotides. RefSeq lists its product as uncharacterized. NCBI's taxonomy places the organism in Eukaryota, Fungi, Ascomycota, Eurotiomycetes, Chaetothyriales, Herpotrichiellaceae. The transcript has a single exon. Bases 1 to 1050 code for a protein of 349 amino acids. The record is from RefSeq and is a predicted model, not a curated record. Gene Ontology annotation, molecular function: oxidoreductase activity.
AUGUCGACGACGGCGCUUCCAAGCACGAUGCGAGCCCUCUUGCACAACCAGAAGACCCAAUCGCUCAGCAUCGGUACGACACCCCUCCCGACGCCAUCCCCGACUCAAUACCUCGUCAAGACACAUGCCGUGGCCCUCACGAAUGGCGAGCUUCUCUGGCCCCGUCCCGAAGAGCUCACCAUCUCGACCCCGGGCGUCGAAUUCGUCGCCAAAGUGGUGACAUCCCCGUCUGGGACCGCAAAGUUCCAACCUGGCGACGAAGUCUACGGCCGCGUGCAGUAUCCCAACCCGGGCGCCGCCAGAGAAUACACACUCUCAGACGACGGGGAACUCGCUCUCCGUCCGAAGAACCUCUCCGUCACCGAAGCAGCCACCGUCCCCGUCUCCGCCCUGACCGCGUGGCAGGCCCUCUUCGAGCACCUCAACCUCUCUCCUCCACCAUCCCCGGUGUCAUCGUCGUCUAACGCGACCCCAGAAACAGCCAACGGAACCGCACAGAAACGCAUCCUCAUCACCAACGCCUCCGGGGGCGUCGGCAUCUGGGCCGUCCAGCUCGCCAAGCUUGUCGGCCUAUACGUCAUCGGCACGACGGGCACCCAGAACGUCGACUUUGUCCGCUCCCUCGGCGCCGACGAAGUCCUCGACUACCGCCAGACCAACAUCCAGAGCUGGGUCACCGAAGCCGAAGCCCCCCACAGCCGCAAAGUCGACUUCCUCUUCGACUGCAUCGGCGGGUCGUCCCUCGCGCAGGCGUGGCAUGCCGUCAAACCGCACGGGCAGGUCCUCUCGAUCGUGCCGCCUGCGGAUAUGCAGUGGAAGUGGGACCUCGAGCGGCCCGAGGGCGUUGAUGGCAGCGUGACUGGCCGGUUCUUCGUCAUGCACCCUAGUGGCGAGCAGUUGGGUGAGAUCACCCGGUUGGUGGAACUCGGCAAGCUCAGGCCCGUCGUCGACAGUGUGUAUGGGCUGGACGAGUUCGAGGGGGCCUUUGACCGGUUGAGAAGCGGGAGGACGAGGGGCAAGGUCGUGCUGAGAGUUGAUGAUCUGGAGUAG